AUGUCAUUGGAACCUAAAACUACUGCGAAAGUAUUGAUAAAUACUAGUAAAGGUCCAAUUGAAGUAGAAUUAUGGGCAAAAGAACUACCGAACACCACCAAACAAUUUUUGAAUAAAUGUUUAAACCAUCAAUACUCCAAUCUUCAAUUUUUAUCAACAGAUGAGUAUCUUGAAAUUAUUAACGAUAAAGAAUAUAAUCUCAGUAAUGAGUCUAAUCCAAGACUUAGCUGUAAAAGAGGAUAUUUAGGUGCUAUAAAACAAGGUAAUAAAUUAAGUAUAGACGCUUUUUUCAUUAGUUUGACAGAAUUGCCAAAUUUUCAAAAUUACAAUAUCUUUGGUAAAAUAGUUGAUGGUUGGUAUAAUAUUGUUAAAAUAUCGCAAGUUGAAAAGGAUAAUGAAGGUAAUUUAGUAUAUCCUGUUACAAUUUUGGGUACUGAGGUUAUUGUUCCAUACUUUGAUGACUUGGAAAAAGUUGAAACUGAAACACAAGUUAAAAAGGUUAAAAAACAAGUAUCGUUAAGUUAUGAUGAAGAUGAGAGGGAGAAGGAGGAGGAGGAGGAGGAGGAGAAUUUUCAAAUAAAGAGUGGUCAUGAUAUAAGGCAACCAGUGGAAAAAGUUGAAUCAAAAAUUGAAGAAAAUCCCAAAUCUAAUUCCGAAUCUUCUGAAUUUGAAUCUGAAUCUGAAUUUAAAUCUAAAUCUGAAUCUGAACCUGAAAAUGAAACUAAAUACAAUACUGAACCUGACGCAUCAAUAGACUCAGAUUAUGAUUCCAAUCUUGAUUUAAACAAAGCUGAAUCAAUCACCUUCGAGCAAUUACAAAAACAUUCCUUUAAAUAA
This is a messenger RNA of Insectozyma verbasci, 837 nucleotides long. The record is from the annotation of a GenBank genome assembly. NCBI's taxonomy places the organism in Eukaryota, Fungi, Ascomycota, Pichiomycetes, Serinales, Debaryomycetaceae.